AUGAUUGUACUUCAUUGGCUAAAGAAGGCCCCCGCGACACUUAAGGUAUUUGAAGCGAAUCGAGUGGGGGAAAUUCAAAAGAUAACAGACGGUCUCGAGUGGCGGCAUAUAAAAUCCGAACAUAAUCCGGCGGACGCGUUGUCGCGAAGUCAGUUCCCGCGGGAGUUCUUAAAAAAUGAAUCGUGGUUCGACGGCCCCGCGUGGCUAAGCCGGCCCGAAGAGAAUUGGCCAGAGUCAAUUGAAAUCCCCAUUAAAGAUCUGCCCGGGUUAAAAAAGGCCGUUUGUCUACUAUCCUCAAAACUCGAAACAAGAUACAUAUACGACGGAUUUUCCUCCUAUACGCGAUUAACUCGCGCCAUUGCGUAUGGCUUACGAAUGUUACCGUCAAACCGAAAUAAAGGCGCGCUUACGAUACAAGAGGUAUGCGAGGCGGAGGUCCGAAUACUAAAACUGAUACAGAAUGAACAAUUCGCGAAUGAGAUUACUAGAAUUUCAAAUUCACAAGACGUAAAGGGCUCAAAAUUAGCAUCGUUAAGUCCAAUACUAGAUCAAUCAGGUUUACUUCGCGUGGGUGGCAGGCUGCGAAAUGCCGCCAUUCCCAUUUCGCAAAAACACCCGAUAUUAUUACCGUCACAUCAUCACGUAACUGAUCUAAUUAUUAAAAACGUUCACGAAAAAAAUUAUCACGCCGGCAUCCAAACGACACUUUAUGCAGUACGUUAUCGCUUUUGGUUAUUAGACGGAAAGAAUCAGAUACGAAAGAUAGUGAGACAAUGCGUACGCUGCAUUAGAUUCCGCGCGUCACCUGUUGAGUAUAAAAUGGCCGACUUACCAAAAUCAAGAUUGAACGAAUCGAUCGCAUUUAAUCAUACGGGACUCGAUUUCUUCGGACCAAUGUUCGUAAAGGAGAAAAAGCAACGGAACAGAGGCCGAGUCAAAGUAUACGGAUGCGUUUUCAUUUGUAUGUCAUCAAAAGCCGUUCAUAUCGAGAUCGUUAGCGACCUGUCCACGGAAGCAUUUCUAGCGGCAUUAAAACGGUUCAUGGGACGUAGAGCCAUCCCAGCACACAUAUAUUCGGACAAUGGCACAAAUUUCAUAGGUGCUAAUAAUCAAUUACGCGAAUGGUACGCCCUAUAUGAAUCAGCCGAAUUUAAGACUCAAAUAAACGAAUUUGCGACUACAAACAAAAUUUCUUGGCACUUUAACCCUCCCCUCUCUCCCCAUUUCGGGGGCAUUUGGGAGGCUGCAGUCAAGUCAUUUAAGCAUCACUUCAAACGAGUGAUAGGAGACCGCUUAUUCACAUAUGAAGAACUCAAUACGCUAGCCAUUGAAAUCGAAGCCAUACUAAACUCACGGCCUUUGUGCCCUAUAUCUACCGACCCUAAUGACCCCCUGGCUUUAACGCCUGCACACCUUUUAGUGGGGCGACCGCUCACGAUGCUACCUGAAAAUAAUUACUUAUAUGUUCCAGAGAAUCGCCUUACUUCCUGGCGACUGAUAUCCAAGGCCCGACAAGACUUUUGGCGCAAAUGGCACGUCGAAUAUCUGACGGAAUUACAACGACGACAAAAAUGGACCAAGUCCAAUACCGAACUGAAACGUGACUCGAUUGUCAUAAUUAUCGACAAAAAUUUACCGUGCAUGCGGUGGCAGCUUGGGCGGAUUGUGGAGCUACAUCCUGGAGACGACGGGCUGGUCAGAGUAGCCAGCGUCAAGACUUCUCAAGGAAUCUUCAAGCGAAACACGAAAUUAUUGUGCCCUUUAACAACCGAUUCGUAG
This is a messenger RNA of Monomorium pharaonis (pharaoh ant), 1779 nucleotides long. RefSeq lists its product as uncharacterized. The record is from RefSeq and is a predicted model, not a curated record. Gene Ontology annotation, molecular function: nucleic acid binding. Gene Ontology annotation, biological process: DNA integration. The transcript has a single exon. Lineage: Eukaryota; Metazoa; Arthropoda; Insecta; Hymenoptera; Formicidae. The coding region runs from base 1 to 1779 and encodes 592 amino acids.